Messenger RNA from Parastagonospora nodorum SN15, 3027 nucleotides. RefSeq lists its product as hypothetical. The record is from RefSeq and is a predicted model, not a curated record. The coding region runs from base 1 to 2706 and encodes 901 amino acids. Gene Ontology annotation, molecular function: zinc ion binding. Lineage: Eukaryota; Fungi; Ascomycota; Dothideomycetes; Pleosporales; Phaeosphaeriaceae. The transcript has 3 exons.
AUGGCGACAACCAACGUGCCCGUGACUUUGGACACGCCCAUCGUGGUCAAGAUCCUGUUCCGCGGCCAGACCAAGAAGUUCAAGCUGCCGCUGAAGGACCUCGGCGCCCAUGUGCUCCCAGAGAAGGUUCGUCGCCCCCAGACCGCAGCCUCGGCCAAGUGUCAGCCUGGCACUGAGCUCCCAGCAUCCUACGUCACCCUCGACUCGGACAAGCCGCAGGUCUACAAGACGCUGUUCCGAGCUGCAAAGGCAAAGCUCAAGCUCCGUCUGCGUGCCACCAUCCCAGGUGAGCAGACCGAGGUGCCGACUUUCGCGCCUGCCGCCAAGCCAGAAGCCAUUCCCAGCUUUGUCCCAUCGCUGCACCGCAUGAGCGCGGACACGCUGAGGCCUCAGACCGCCGCACCUGUUUCGCCCGUCAUCGCGCGCUCGCCAGCAGGUAACACUGCACCCGCCAAGUUUGAGCCCAUCAGCCCGGUGUCGCCGCCGAAGCCGGUGGAUGCCGAGGGCGAGGCUCCAUUGCCACGCUCCUUCACCACCCGCCAGAGCUUCUUCCACAACCUCGCGAGCAACCCAUACAAUGCCGAUCUCGCAUUCCGCCCUAAGCCGAGCACCUGCACCUCGUGGGUCGUGUACUGCAACAACUGCAACCACCCCAUGGAAGACGAGCACUUCCACUGCGGCGUCUGCGACGGCGGCGACUACGAUCUCUGCCCCGCUUGCGUGGAUACCGGAAUCCACUGCCCUGGCACUGGCCACUGGAUGGUCAAGCGCUUCGUCAAGAACGGCUGUGUCGUGAACAGCACCACCCAGCGCAUUCCCCCCAAGAUCAAGGCCGAGGAGACCCGCGAAGUCCCUGGCGCCUACACGGACGAGAAGCAGUCGGUCGUCUCUGAUGACGAGCCCACCCGCACAUGCAACUGCUGCGUCAAGAGCCUCCCCGAGAAGGAGUUCGUCACCUGCCUUUCCUGCGAAGACUACGACUUGUGCAUGGACUGCCACAUCGGCAACAAGCACGGCCACCACCCCGGUCAUGCUUUCACCGCUGCUACCUCUGAUGCUGCCCUCCCAACUUUGGCAGACUUCCUUUGCAACUCCGGACGCAAUGUCCGCCACUCCGCCGUUUGCGACGGAUGCGACAAGUUCAUCUAUGGCGUCCGUCACAAGUGCUUGAACUGCCCAGACUGGGACUACUGCUCCAGCUGUGUCAAGAGCGCGAAGCACAUCCACCCCCGCCAUCGCUUUGUGCCAAUCUAUGAACCUUUGGCCGAGCCUCUCAACAGCGGCAACCGCCACUGCGGCAUCUAUUGUGACGGUCCCCUGUGCAAGGACAAGGAGAACAUGUCUUACAUUGAGGGUGUCCGUUACAAGUGCGCUGUGUGUCACGACACCGAUUUCUGCCAGCACUGCGAGGCUCACCCGAGCAACCGUCACAACCACACUCAUCCUCUCAUCAAGUUUAAGACCCCCGUUCGUAGCGUCAGCGUUACGACCAUGAACGAUGACAUGAGCGGACAAUCCAUGGCUAAGCUCGGCGAUCGCCAGCCUCAGCGAUCAACUGCUACCGAGACGACUCCAGUCGCUCCAUCCGCAAAUGCCGCCACCCAGGUUCAGACAGUCGUUGAUCUCAAGCCCUCGGAAGAGACUCAGACCAAGAAGGAGAAGAUCGCCAUUCGCGAUCUUCUUGUAGAUACCGUCGAGCCCGUACAGGAAAAGGUUGUCGUCCCAUCCGAGGACGAGAGCAAGCUUGAGUCUUCCAUGAACGACUCCAAGAACGAGGGCCUGGAUGCUCACUUUAUCCGCGAUACCAUCAUUGACGGCUCCAAGAUCAACGUCGGCCACCAGUUCGUCCAGGUCUGGACCCUGCGCAACCCGGGACCCAAUGCUUGGCCAGCUGGCUGCAGUGUCCGCCACGUUGGAGGUGACAACAUGCUCAACAUUGACAACAACCGCCCUCUUAGCCAAGCUGAGCUCGCCGAAGCUAGCGAGAGCAACGUCAUUGGUCGUCCAGUUGAGGCCGGCGAAGAGAUUGCCUUCCGCGUUAUCAUGAAGGCACCUCAUCGUGAGGGUACCGCUAUCUCAUACUGGCGCCUUAAGACUGCUGACGGUAUCCCGUUCGGUCACCGUCUCUGGUGCGACAUCAACGUCGUUUCUCCUCCAUCGCCUUCCUUCCGCGCAUCGCCUGAGUCUGCAUCAGCCAAGCACCCUCUCUACGAGCGCCUGCUCCAGGCUAGACUCGACAAGAUGAAGGCAGCCCAGCAGUCGCUUUGCGCUGAGCAGCAGCAGAUGGCCAGCAUUGCGCGUCUCCGCAAGAUUGCUGUUGAGCGUGUGCUCGAGCGCCGUCGUCGUGAAAACGAGGCUGCAUUGGCCACCAUCAAGCACGAUGAGCAGGAGGUUGAGGCUGACGCAGCUGAGCUCCCCGUAGAAGAGAAGUUCGUCGAGCGUUCGCCAGAGCCAAAGUCAUCCGGCAUGAUCUUCCCCCAGCUUGACAAGGAGUCACCGGAGUCUAGCACCUACGAGAGCACCACCACUACUGCCCAGCCCGAAUCACCAAAGUCUGAGAAGAGCACUAUCGCCCGCACUGUUACUGUUGCCUCUGAUGAUGAGUUCUUCGAGGAUGCCGAGAGCGUAGCUCUGCAGUCCGAUGACGGUUUCAUGACCGACGAGGAGUACGACAUUCUCGAUGCUAGCGACGAGGAGAUGCCUUGAGCUGUACAGACAAGUUAUGCAGUACGUAGCACUUCAACAUAGCCGAGACAGUGUGUAGUGAUAGAUGCGGCUCCGCAGGACAAGCGGACGUAUACUGAGGUUUGUUUCUCUUCUUUUCUCGUCAAUCGAUUUGACUAGUACGAAUUCUAUGGCGCAAGGCUUUUGUAUCGGCGAAACACACUCCUUUGGCGAGAAAGGUACACAACAACUCUCCUCGACGGAAUCGGGCGCGAUAUGGCGCCACGGCAUGGCAGAGGAUUUUUGUUUCAUUGGCAUAAGUUGCUUCUUUCCUAUAGUGAAAUGAAAUCCCUAAUUUCCUUG